Messenger RNA from Rubroshorea leprosula, 4928 nucleotides. The record is from the annotation of a GenBank genome assembly. NCBI's taxonomy places the organism in Eukaryota, Viridiplantae, Streptophyta, Magnoliopsida, Malvales, Dipterocarpaceae.
GGUAUUUAAUCUCUACUCCUCUCUCUCUCUGCAAUUACUCUUUGAAAGCAUCUCUCUUUAGAAUUUCAAGUAUUGCUGACUUAAGCGUCAGAGUGUUUUCUCCGAGGAAACAUCCUAAGGAAUUUUAGGUGUAGAAGCAGCUGAAGACUUCAACAGUGUUGGAUCGUGAAGCUGCCCAAACAUUUGGCGCCGUUUGUGGGAAACUGAAUAAGAAGUUGUGUAACUUAACCUGCUGAAAGAUAAAAUGGUUCGUACCUUUACUAGAAGUCGCCCCCCGAAAAAUGAAAUGGAUGAGCAGGAGGACACUCAGCUAUCUGAGCUCGGCUUGAAUGGUUUUAGGCCAAUGCCGAGAAACCUUUUCGUUGGAGGAGCAGAACAGGAUCAAUUAAAGCCUACUCGGACAACCGAGCUCGAAGAGAGAACCAGAGUUCUUGAAAUGGCAAUGGGUAAAAUCCUUGCCCGCCUGAUCCCUGAUGACCCCUUAAUUCCUUUGCUGAAUAAGGAUGCACAGCCAACUGCAGUAGUUGCAACCCGUAACUCCUCGGCUUUCAGCAACGUGGUGGUCCCAACUAGACCAAGGGGAAGUGGGAGGUUAAACCCAGAACCUAGCUCAUCCAGGCAUAAUGAAGAGCUGCUAAAGAACGUUGACCUCGAAAGACAGCUCAAAGAUAACGCCAUGAUGUGUAAGGUCUUCCCUACGACCUUGAAGUCAACGGCCAGAAGAUGGUACCACAAGUUACCUAGACAUUCCAUAUCCUCAUAUUCUGAGCUCGCCACUCUGUUUUCGAACAAGUUCUCGAGUCAAAGAGAAAUUAAGCGCACCACUAGCGAGCUGAUGCAAGUUCAUCAGAAGGAGGGAGAGUCUUUAAGGGACUAUAUGCAAUGGUUCAACAAGUCCACUCUGGACAUUGAUAAUGUCCCAGAUACCAUCUGCUUAUCAACUCUGUUGCAUGGCCUUAAACCUGGCCAGUUUCUAGACGACCUACUCGAGAAUCCACCUAAGUCGUGGAAUGAAGUCAAAAGACCCCCUCCCCAAACACAUGAUUCUUCACGAGCUGACAGAAGCAAGUAUUGUGACUACCACCGUGGAUACGGCCAUAACACAGAAGACUGUCAAAGCCUGAAGGACGAGCUUGAAUUCUUAGCUCGCAAUGGAAAAUUGGAGGGGUAUGUACAGAAGCCUUACAUUCGGCAGCCCACCCAGACCCAUUUCGUGCAAGAGUACGGUCGAUCUCAAGCACUUGGAUAUCAGCUCGGCAACAAUCCAAUUCCUUACCAGGCGAGUCAACACUCGUCCGAGCCGAACAAAGCAUACAAGGGACACCCAUUCAAUAGGCGAGGGCAAGGACAGAAGACAUCCACACAAAGUCAAAAGGACCACAGAGGGGCUUAUGCUCGCCAAGUAAUGGUGGUGAACAAGAAUCGCCCUCUUAAGCACCCAUUUGAAGAAGCAAAAUGGGAAAAUGCACCUAUUACAUUCAGCACGGUAGACUACAAGCGAGCAGACGGAGAGCCCGACGUUAUGAUGCCUCAUGCAGAUCGUUUUGUGGCAACGGUCUAUAUAGGCAAUCAUAACGUCAACAAGGUCUUUAUUGAUACUGGUAGUUCACCAGAUAUCCUGUAUUGGAGCUGCUUCCAAAAGAUGCAGCUGAAUUCGAGCUCGUUACAGAAGUAUGAAGGGCCCAUCUAUGGGUUUAACAAUCAACCCGUCCCGGUUGAAAGGGUAAUUACCCUUCCCAUCUAUGUGGGCUUAGAACCACGCUUCAGGAUGGCCUCAGUCAACUUUUUAGUCGUCAAAAUGGAAUCAACCUUCAAUGCCAUACUAGGAAGAGCCACCCUCUACGAGUUGAAGGCAAUCAUCUCGCAACCUCAUCUUUGUAUGAAGUUCCCAACUCCUCAGGGGGUAGGAGUGCUUAAAGGGAACCAGAAGAUGGCCAGAGCUUGCUAUCAAGAUACAUUCAAGAAGGUUGAGCUCGCUGCAGCCCUGAGAGGCUCUUCUAGAAAUCACAGGCCGACUCAGUCCGAUCACCAAACAAUGAGCAUAUCAGAUAUUGAGCAUCGACCUGAGGGUGUCGAACAGAAGGCCGAGCCAGUAGAACCAAUGGAAACGUUUCUAAGGGCUAAUCGAGAUGUGUUUGUGUGGACGACGGAUGAAAUGCCUGGCAUUCCAGCAGAGUUAGCAGUCCACAAGCUCAGCAUGAACCCUACCAGAAGGUCGGUGGUUCAGAAACGUCACCUUUUUGGUCUUAAGAAGCAAGCUGCUAUAGAUGAAGAAAUACAAAAGCUACUACAAGCAGGCUUCAUCAGGAGAGUUGAAUAUUCUGAGUGGGUGUCCAAUCCUGUGCUCAUCAAGAAACCAAACGGCAAGUGCAGGAUGUGUGUUGAUUUCACCAACUUAAAUGAGGCGUGUCCGAAAGACCCUCACCCCUUGCCAAAUGUUGAGAAGUUAGUAGAGCGAGCAGCCGGACAUGAAUGGAUGAGUUUCCUUGACGCCAGCUCGGGUUAUCACCAGGUUCAGUUGCUGCUAGAUGAUCAGGAGAAAAUAGCUUUUUACGCUGGUGACGUAAUCUACUGCCAUGUCAUGAUGCCAUUUGGCCUGAAAAAUGCGAGCGUGACAUAUAAGAAGCUGGUGCAGGUCUUCUUUAAGCUUCAGAUCGACAGGAAUAUUGAAGUAUAUAUGGACGACAUGAUAGUCACCAAUAAGCGAGCUGAAGAUUACAUAGACGACCUGAAUGAAACAUUUCAGAACUUGCACCGAGCCCAAAUGAAGCUGAAUCCCCUGAAAUGCAUGUUUGCUGUAGAAUCAGGAAAGUUCCUAGGGUACAUGGUAUCCAAGAAAGGAAUUGAGGUAAAUCCAGAGAAGGUUCAAGCCAUUCAGUUCAUAGCCAGAUCAGCAGAAAGGUGCCUCCCAUUCUUUAAAGCCUUGCGAGAGCCCAAGAACUUUCAGUGGACCGAUGAGUGUCAGCAGGCAUUUGACGAGCUCAAACAAUAUCUGGCGUCAGCACCCCUGCUUUCCAAGCCUGUGGAGAGGGAGAGCUUGUACCUAUAUCUAGGGGUUACAGAGGAGGUCGUGAGUUCGGUUUUACUCAGAGAACAGAAUAAACAGGAAAAGCCCAUCUACUACAUGAGCAAAGUUUUACAAGGCGUAGAGCAGAACUACCCACUAGCAGAAAAAGCUGCUUUUGCCCUGGUCUACAUGGCUCGUAAGCUGAGAGCUUACUUCCAAUCACAUCAAAUUAUUGCAUAUACCGAUCUGCCAUUGAGGAAGAUAUUGCAGAAGCCGAAACUUUCUGGUUGGCUCAUCGGCUGGAGCGUCGAGUUGAGUGAGUAUGACCUCAAAUUCCAGCCGCGCACAACCAUAAAAGGCCAGGCUGUGGCGGACUUCCUAGUGGAGUGCCUUACGGCGACGGUGGAAGAAAGGGCACCAGUAUACCCGGUCUGGGUUUUGUAUGUAGAUGGAGCUGCUAAUGACGAAGGAUCGGGUGCGAGGGCAUUGCUAGUGGGCCCAGAUGGCUUCAAAUCCGAGCAUGCAUUAAGGUUUAAGUUUCAAAUAACAAAUAAUGCUGUAGAAUAUGCAGCCCUCAUAUAUGGUUUGAAGCUAGCAUCCAAGCUGAAAGUUCAAAGCAUCAAGGUUUUCAGUGAUUCUCAGCUCAUUGUGGGCAAAGUGAAUGGGAGUUGUGAAAUCAGGGAUCCUCAGCUCGGUCGUUAUGCCUCUAUGCCUCCUCGCAAGAUAUCAACCCCCAGAGAUCGACAACUGUGGAGUGGCGAGCUGCUUGAAGACCCAUCCGCAGCAAAGUUGAUUAAACACAGGGUGGCACAUUUCACCUUGUUAGAUAAUCAGCUCUACAAGCGAGCAGCCUCAAUGCCCCUACUACGCUGCCUUACUCCUUAUGAAGCUGAAUACGUUAUGAGGGAAGUUCAUGAAGCAGUAUGUGGCACACACCUAGGUGGUAAAACAUUAGCUUGGAAACUCCUGAGACAUGGGUAUUACUGGCCUACUAUGGUCGAGAACGCACAGAACUAUGUCAAAAAAUGCCCGACCUGCCAGUUCAACGCCGAUGACAUUCACAUGCCAGUCGACCUGCUUGGCCCUUUUGUCAAAGGCAAAGGAGGAUGCACUUACCUAGUUGUCGCGGUGGAUUACUUCACCAAAUGGAUAGAAGCCAAACCAUUAUCCACGACAACAGAAAAGAAAAUAGAGGAAUUCCUGUUCAAUUCAAUAUUAUGCAGGUUCGGCAUACCUAAAUGGAUCAUUAUUGACAAUGGUCCACAGUUCCGAGCCGCGGCACUGAGGUCGUUCUGCAACAACUAUGGCAUUGAGCUCGCCUUGACAUCUGUAUAUACCCCACAAUCAAAUGGACAGGCCGAGUCCGCCAAUAAAAUCGUCUUGCAAGGCCUCAAGACGCAUGUCUUAGCCGCACAUUCUAAUUGGGUUAAUGAGCUCAAUAAAGUGUUCUGGUCAUGUCGCACUACACCCAGCUCGGCCACAGGCGAAACCCCAUUCAUCCUUGCCUAUGGAGCUGAGACCGUCAUCCCUAUAGAGAUCGAAUUGCCAUUCGACAGAGCAGAUCGGCACAGCGAUCCUAGUAAUGAGCAACUUUUAAGAGAGAACUUGGACCUUGUAGAAGAGGUUAAGGAGAUGUCCCGAACAAGAAACAAGGCACAUCAAAGUCGUGUUGCUAUAUUUUAUAAUAAGAGUGUCCGAGCUCGUCAAUUUUAGGUUGGCGAUCUAGUUUACACAAGACUAAGCUCACUAACGCUUUCUCACAUAUGGUGAAACUUGCACCGAACUGGGAAGAUCCUUAUAUGGUUAUUUGUGUCAAGCGACCUGGGUCUUACCAGUUGGUGGAUCUACAAGGUCGUCCAUUAUUAUUCAUUUGGAACAUACACAACCUUAGAAAGUUUUACAAUUAACAUGUAUGUUAUUA